AUGUCUGUUUUCGUCCUGCGAGGAGCCCUCCGUGUAUGCCGACGCCAGACACUUAAAACUGCACUUCUACUCCACCACCCGCUCCCUCCAACAGGCAACCAGCCUGUUCGAACUUAUGCGUCGAAGAAGAACGUCAAAUCCACUGCUGACUUCGUUCCGGGCUCAAAACAACCCAUUACAGAUGAGGCUGCACGAGCUGAGUAUGAGAAAGCAGAAGAGAAGAUGAAGGCUGCCGUCGAGUGGUUCAGGAAAGAGUGUGCUGGCGUAGAGACGCGUGCAACUGGUCGCGUUACCCCCGCCGUCCUCGAUCCUGUUCGAGUGAAGCUGGACGGACGAGAGGUGAGGCUCGUUGAAGUUGCUACGGUUGGUGUGCGGGACGGGUCUACACUGCUGAUCACCAUUUUCGACGAACAAAACAUGAAACAAGUCGAAAAGGCGCUAUAUGACUCCAAAAUCCCAAAUAUCAUUCCGCAAAAGCAUGACGCCCGGACAAUAAAAAUUCCCAUACCGAAACCCACAGUGGAAUCCAAUCUGGCUUUGGUCACCGCCGCAAGCAAGCAAUCUGAGGAUGUACGCGUUCAAAUCCGUAAAGCUCACUCGACGAGCAUUAAACGCGGCAACUACAAAAAGCAUUCGAUUGAGCUGGAAGAGUUUCAAAAGCUAGUUGAUCGCCACAUUGCCGAAGUGGACAAGACUGUUGUGGAUCUGAAGAAAGCGACUAAUGUGGGCGGGAAGAAAAAGUAG
Molecule: messenger RNA, 744 nt
Organism: Mycena indigotica
Lineage: Eukaryota; Fungi; Basidiomycota; Agaricomycetes; Agaricales; Mycenaceae
Product: Protein kinase domain-containing protein
Exons: 4
Coding region: 1-744 (247 amino acids)
Biological process (GO): translation
Cellular component (GO): mitochondrion
Molecular function (GO): ribosomal large subunit binding
Source: RefSeq, a predicted model, not a curated record